Messenger RNA from Pteronotus mesoamericanus, 509 nucleotides. RefSeq names its product 39S ribosomal protein L40, mitochondrial-like. The transcript has a single exon. The coding region runs from base 1 to 387 and encodes 128 amino acids. Lineage: Eukaryota; Metazoa; Chordata; Mammalia; Chiroptera; Mormoopidae. The record is from RefSeq and is a predicted model, not a curated record. Gene Ontology annotation, cellular component: mitochondrial large ribosomal subunit; mitochondrial ribosome.
AUGGGCAGGGCAGUGUGUCUGCAGCAUUAUCUCCCGCCUGUGAAGUUCCUGGAUGAAGUGAGACAGCGGCCUCAGGUCGAGCUCUCCUUUGAGGAGGAUGAGCGGAGAGCUUUGCUUCUGAAGAAGUGGUCCUUGUACAAGCAGCGAGAGCAUGAGAUGGAGAGGGAAGCCAUCAACUCCAUGCUUGAGGCCCAGCAGGAAGCUCUGCAGGAGCUGAAACUCACGUCCCAGGAGCUCCAUAUGGAGGCCAUCAAGCGGGACCCCAGUCUGUUCCCCUUUGAGAGAGAAGGGCCAACGUAUACACCACCAAUCUCCAACUACCAGCCCCCUGAAGGCAGGUACCACGACAUCACCAAGGUGUACACACAAGUGGAAUUCAAGAGGUAGAGCUGCAGGCAGCCGUCUGAACAAUCUGCCUGCCCUUCAGAGCCAGAAUGACAAGGGUUCAAGUCUGCUUGUCACAGUAUUAGGCAUGCUGAGAAUAAAUGUAAAUGUAAUAAAAAAAAAAA